AUGGCGUCAACAAUCAACCGCCUGGCGGCGCUGCUUGCUGCCGUUCCUAUUACACAGGCGCUCUAUACCGACGGAAACAUCGUCGUGCCUUGCGACUCACCCAUAUAUUGCCAUGGCGAUCUCCUGAGAGAAGUGGAGCUUGCUCGGCCAUUUUCCGACUCCAAGACCUUUGUCGACAUGCCCGGCAAGAAGCCCCUUGACGAAAUCCUUGCAGCUUUCGAGAAGCUCGAGAAGCCUCUCAAGAAUGACACCGUCCUCCAAGACUUCCUGUCCGAGUACUUCGCAGAGCCUGGCGGCGAGCUCGUCCACGUCCCGCCAGAAGAGCUCUCGACCGACCCAGCGUUCCUCGACGAGGUUAACGAUACAGUCAUUCGCGAGUUUGUCUCCAAGGUCAUCGACAUCUGGCCCGAUCUAACUCGGUCCUAUGUUGGCUCGGGGGAAUGCUCGGACUGCCCCGACAGCUUCCUGCCGGUGAACCGCACCUUUGUCGUCGCGGGAGGUCGCUUCCGAGAGCCCUAUUACUGGGACUCGUACUGGAUCGUCGAGGGCCUGCUGCGCACCGGCGGCGACUUCGUCGACAUCUCGAAGAACAUUAUCGAGAACUUUUUGGACUUUGUCAACGAUUAUGGUUUCGUACCGAACGGUGCGAGGAAGUAUUAUCUGAAUAGGUCGCAGCCGCCAUUGCUUUCGCAGAUGGUCAAGGCCUAUGUCCAUUCCACAAACGACACGAGUAUUUUGGAUAGGGCCGUCCCUCUGCUUAUCAAGGAACAUGAGUUCUUCAUAAAUAACCGAUCAGUCACGGUGACCGUUGGAAACAAGAGCUACACGCUAAACCAAUACAACGUUGAUAACAACCAGCCCCGACCCGAGUCUUUCCGCGAAGACUACAUCACCGCCAACAACGCAUCCUACUACGCCAAGUCCGGCAUCAUCUACCCCGAAGUCGAGAAGCUCACCGACGAGCAAAAAGCCCUCGUUUACAAGAACCUCGCCACCGGCGCCGAAAGCGGCUGGGACUACUCGAGCCGCUGGAUCUCCCGCCCGCGCGACGCCGCCGACGACGUCUACUUUCCCCUGCGCUACCUGAACAUUGUCGGCACCGUCCCCGUAGACCUCAACUCCAUCCUCUAUGGUAAUGAGAUUGCCAUCGCGGAGCUCCUCGAAGCAACCGGCGAUGAGGAAUUGGCCAGGAAAUGGCGCUCCAAGGCCGAGGAUCGCAGCGCGGCCAUGUACGCCACCAUGUGGAACGAGACGCUAAACAGCUACUUCGACUUCAACCUCACCUCCAACGCGCAGAACAUCUACGUCCCCGCCGACGACGACACCGCCGACUUCGAGAGAUUCACGGCCCCCGAGGACGACCUGCAGGUCUCCUUCUCCGCGGCGCAGUUCUACCCGUUCUGGACGGGCGCCGCGCCGUCCCACCUCAAGGAUAACCCUCUAGCCGUAAAACUCGCCUACGACCGCGUGGCCAGGUACCUUGACCUUCGCGCCGGCGGCAUUCCCGCCACCAACUUCCGCACGGGCGAGCAGUGGGACCAGCCGAACGUGUGGCCCCCGCUCAUUCACAUCCUCAUCUCCGGCCUCCUAAACACCCCGCCCACCUUUACGGACAAGGACCCGUCCUACCGCGCCACGCAGGACUUGGCCCUCUCCAUCGCCCAACGAUACCUCGACUCCACCUUCUGCACAUGGUACGCCACGGGCGGGUCGACUUCCGAGACCCCGCAGCUGCCCGGCCUGACGGACGAGGAUAAGGGCGUCAUGUUUGAAAAGUACUCCGAUGCGGCGAUCAACCGCGUAGGGGGCGGUGGCGAGUACGAGGUCGUCGAGGGCUUUGGCUGGACGAACGGCGUGCUGAUCUGGAUUGUGGAUACGUUUAAGAAUGACUUGAGGAGGCCGGACUGUGGCGAAAUCGAGGCUGCGAAUGUUCAUCCUGGGCGAAAGUUAUGA
Scedosporium apiospermum is the source of this 1953-nucleotide messenger RNA. Its product is annotated as Trehalase. The transcript has 3 exons. The record is from RefSeq and is a predicted model, not a curated record. Gene Ontology annotation, molecular function: alpha,alpha-trehalase activity. Lineage: Eukaryota; Fungi; Ascomycota; Sordariomycetes; Microascales; Microascaceae. Bases 1 to 1953 code for a protein of 650 amino acids. Gene Ontology annotation, biological process: trehalose catabolic process.